Messenger RNA from Colletotrichum truncatum, 1497 nucleotides. The record is from RefSeq and is a predicted model, not a curated record. Lineage: Eukaryota; Fungi; Ascomycota; Sordariomycetes; Glomerellales; Glomerellaceae.
AUGACGACCGUCAUCCGAACCCGUCAACCGCUACAAGUAAUUAGCAUGAGCAACGAGCAUCCCGAAAGAAGGAAAAGCAAGCGCCUUGCGGGCGCAGCGACUUUUGACGAGCAUGAUGGCGACUUCCACUUCACGCGCGGGUCGAAAACAAAACGAGUUAAGAACGUGGAGAGCGACCCGGAACCCGAGCCCGUGCCACUGCCCCCGAAAAAGUCUGGGAGAGGCAGACCGCCAAAAGAUCGUACUUCUGCGGCAGCACCGGCAUCCGCACCAGCGCCAGAGCCAGCGGCCAAGAAAGCAGCAAACUCAUCAAAACCAAAGCCAAGAACGCGACGAACAGCGAGCUUAGAGGCCACGAAUGAUGAUGAGCCGCAAUUGGUUGCCCCCGCGCCCAAGCGGACGACGCGCCGAAGUACGCGCAAUUCGAUAAACUCGACAGAAAAAACUGUGAACGAGAAACCAGUGCCCAGGCGAGCGUCCAGACCAGCACCGGUCCCGGAAGAGAUACGUGAGGAAGCAGAAAGCUCAGAGCCCAUGGACGUCGAAAGGCAAUCAACCCCGCGCGUCGCAAAUGAUUCAGUUGAAUCUGCGAAAAUCGCGCUUCCCGUCAGCGACACACCGGUGAUUAAUCGCAACAAGGAGAUGCGGAAAAAAGGAGGAGGCAACCGAAGGAGUAGUACGGGCAUGCGAGGCCGGAGAGCAAGUUCACUGAUUGAGAGCGGUCACAAUGCGAUUCCUCACCGGGAGGUUGAGACAUCUGAGUUUUACAAACACAUCGAAUCUGAGGGUCUCAUGGAGCCACGGCGGAUGAAGCAGCUGUUGACGUGGUGCGGCGAGCGAGCGUUAUCCGAGAAGCCCCCUCACGGCAAAACAGAUUCCAACACGGUCUUAGGUGCGCGGUAUAUACAAGAACAGCUUUUAAAGGACUUCUCGACCAAGUCAGAGUUUUCAGACUGGUUCAGUCGAGAAGAGGGGCCAAAGGUACCAGUGGUGUACAAGCCCAACCCACGCAAUAUUGAGCAUCAGCAGAAGAUUGAACAGCUAGAGGAAAAAGUCAAAAGAUUGAAAGAAGAAAAGAAAAAGUGGUUGGCGCUGAAGAAGUCCCGCACGGAAGCCCCGCCAAUAUUUCCAGAAGCAGAAUCAGCGCAAACAGCAAUGGCUGAUGCAUCCGUGCUCGAACCCAACGAAGCGCAGAUGCUCAGUUGGCUUACGGACCCGGCCUCAUCAUUCGACUCCAUGCGCGCCAAGGCCCUCUCGCGCCUCCAGAAUACCCAGUCGACGCUGGAGUUUAGAGUGGACCAACUCGCGGACGGCAUACAUAAGCUGUUGCAGCGGGUCGACAUUGCGGGUCGAGAGGCGGACAAGGUGCUCUCUCUGAGUGCCGCCCGGCUGAAAGAACGAGAAAUGCGAGAGAAGGCCAGUGCCGGUACCAAGGAAAUGCCUGUCAUGGAGGUACUCCGCAGUCUGGGAAGAAUACUACCGGAAGACGGCGGCUGA